CCCAGGGUGGUGCCGGAAGCCUGCUCGUGUGGCUUGGGAGGGGAAGGUGCUCGUGGGUCCCUGCAAAUCGCCGCUUCCCGCCCGACAACGUAAAGUCCUAGGUGGGCACACAGGCAACCCCUUGCAUGACCUCAGCCAGUGAGUUGCAGAGUCCGCGCCGCCGACCGCCCUGCAGCAGCUCCUGGUUAAGCCGGUGCGCUCGUCUCCCGCUCUCCUUAGAUCGCUUUCAACCACAGCAGCAGGAUUGGCGUGUCCCUGGUGGCGCAGCGCUCUCCUCAGCGCUUCCUGCGCUGGGUUCGGUGGCGCAGCGCAGAGACUCGGGUUCUGGCUGUAGGACCAAAUAUUAUAUAAUCUGCUUUCACCAUGGGAGAAAUAGAGCAGAGGCCAAGUCCAGGAUCGCGACUGGGGGCCCCGGAGAAUUCGGGGAUCAGUACCUUGGAACAUGGACAGAAGCCGCCCACAACACCUUCAGGAAAACUCAUGUCCAUUAAAAUCCAGAUGCUGGACGACACCCAGGAGGCAUUUGAAGUUCCACAAAGAGCCCCUGGGAAAGUGUUGCUGGAUGCAGUUUGCAACCACCUCAACCUCGUGGAAGGGGACUAUUUUGGCCUCGAGUUUCCCGACCACAAAAAGAUCACGGUGUGGCUGGAUCUCUUAAAACCUAUUGUCAAGCAGAUUAGAAGGCCAAAGCAUGUUGUUGUGAAGUUUGUGGUGAAAUUCUUUCCACCUGACCACACACAACUCCAGGAAGAACUCACAAGGUACCUGUUUGCUCUGCAGGUGAAGCAGGAUCUGGCUCAAGGCAGGCUGACGUGCAAUGAUACCAGCGCGGCUCUCUUGAUCUCACACAUUGUACAAUCCGAGAUUGGGGAUUUCGAUGAAGCAUCAGACAGAGAGCAUUUAGCAAAAAACAAGUACAUACCUCAGCAAGAUGCGCUAGAAGACAAAAUCGUGGAGUAUCACCAUAACCACAUCGGACAAACACCAGCAGAAUCAGAUUUCCAACUUCUGGAGAUUGCCCGUAGGCUGGAGAUGUAUGGGGUCCGGUUGCACCCGGCUAAGGACAGGGAAGGUACGAAGAUCAACCUGGCUGUUGCCAACACGGGAAUUCUAGUGUUUCAGGGUUUCACCAAGAUCAACGCCUUCAACUGGGCGAAAGUGCGCAAGCUGAGCUUCAAGAGGAAGCGCUUUCUCAUCAAGCUCCGCCCAGACGCAAACAGCUCGUACCAGGAUACCUUGGAAUUUCUAAUGGCCAGUCGGGAUUUUUGCAAGUCGUUCUGGAAAAUCUGUGUUGAACAUCAUGCCUUUUUUAGACUUUUUGAAGAGCCCAAACCAAAGCCAAAGCCUGUUCUCUUUAGUCGAGGCUCAUCAUUCCGGUUCAGCGGUCGGACUCAGAAGCAGGUUCUCGACUUUGUUAAAGAAGGAGGACAUAAGAAAGUGCAGUUUGAAAGGAAACAUAGCAAGAUCCAGUCCAUCAGAAGCCUUGCUACACAGCCCACAGAGCCGAAUUCAGAAGUGCCAAAACAAGCUCAGCAGAGUGCCAGCCUUCCGCCCGGAGAAGGUGCGGAGCCCGCAGGUGGCGCGGGCGGUCAGCAGGGAGCGGAGCCGAGCGCUGCGGCCGAAGAGCGCCAGAGCCCCGCGCCGCCCAGGAGCCCCGCGGGCGGCGGGAAGGCGGACGGAGCCCCGCGGGCGCCGGCCGACGAAGAGGAGGAGGUCGUUAAGGAUAGGACCCAGCAGAGUAAAGCUCAGCCCCCGCAGCCGAGCACAGGCUCCCUGACUGGUAGCCCUCACCUUUCAGAGCUGUCCAUCAACUCGCAGGGAGGAGCCGCGCCCACCAACGUGAUCCUGUCUCCCAACCUGAGCCCUGACACCAAGCAGGCCUCUCCCUUGGUCAGCCCGCUGCUGAACGACCAGGUGUGCCCACGCACCGACGACGAGGAGGAAGGCCGGAGAAAGAGAUUCCCGACUGACAAGGCAUACUUCAUCGCUAAGGAAGUCUCCACCACCGAGAGAACUUAUCUGAAGGAUCUUGAGGUCAUCACUUCGUGGUUUCAGAGCACAGUCAGCAAAGAGGAUGUCAUGCCCGAAGCCCUGAAAAGUCUCAUAUUCCCGAAUUUUGAACCUUUGCACAAAUUUCAUACAAGUUUUCUCAAGGAGACUGAACAACGACUAGCCCUGUGGGAAGGCCGCUCAAAUGCCCACAUCAGAGGGGAUUACCAAAGAAUCGGAGAUGUCCUACUGAAGAACAUUCAGGGUAUGAAGCAACUGGCGGCUCACCUGUGGAAGCACAGUGAAGCUUUGGAGGCGCUGGAGACGGGCAUCAGGAGCUCGCGGCGGCUGGAGAGCCUGUGCAGAGACUUCGAGCUGCAGAAGGUGUGCUACCUGCCGCUCAACACCUUCCUCCUGCGCCCGCUGCACCGGCUCAUGCACUACAAGCAGGUCCUGGAGCGCCUGUGCAAGCACCACCCGCCCAGCCACGCAGACUUCAGGGACUGCCGCGCUGCUCUGGCAGAGGUUACCGAAAUGGUGGCACAGCUUCACGGUACGAUGAUCAAGAUGGAGAAUUUCCAGAAGCUGCAUGAACUCAAGAAAGACUUGAUUGGCAUCGACAAUCUUGUGAUUCCGGGAAGGGAAUUCAUCCGCCUGGGCAGCCUCAGCAAGCUCUCCGGCAAGGGGCUCCAGCAACGCAUGUUUUUCCUGUUCAACGACGUCUUGCUGUACACGAGCAGGGGGCUGACGGCCUCGAAUCAGUUUAAAGUGCACGGGCAGCUCCCGCUGUACGGCAUGACUAUAGAGGAAAGCGAAGACGAGUGGGGUGUCCCCCACUGCCUGACCCUGCGGGGCCAGCGACAGUCCCUCGUCGUGGCGGCCAGCUCUAGAUCCGAGAUGGAAAAGUGGGUCGAGGAUAUACAAAUGGCCAUCGACUUGGCAGAGAAAAGCAGUGGCCCCACUCCCGAGUUCCUGGCCAGCAGCCCCCCCGACCACAAGUCCCCCGAUGAGACCGCGGUGGCCGACCAGGAGUCGGAGGACGACCUGAGCGCGUCGCGCACGUCGCUGGAGCGCCAGGCCCCGCACCGCGGCAACACCAUGGUGCACGUGUGCUGGCACCGCAACACCAGCGUGUCCAUGGUGGACUUCAGCGUCGCCGUGGAGAAUCAGUUGUCCGGGAACCUGCUGAGGAAAUUCAAAAACAGCAACGGGUGGCAGAAGCUGUGGGUGGUGUUCACGAACUUCUGCCUGUUCUUCUACAAGUCCCACCAGGACCAUCACCCCCUGGCAAGCCUGCCUCUGCUCGGCUACUCACUCACCAUUCCCUCCGAGUCUGAGGACAUCCACAAAGACUACGUGUUCAAGCUGCAUUUCAAGUCUCACGUGUACUACUUCAGGGCCGAAAGCGAGUACACGUUUGAAAGGUGGAUGGAGGUGAUCCGCAGCGCGACCAGCUCGGCUUCCCGUGCCCACAUCCUGAGUCACAAAGAAUCCCACGUGUACUGAUGGCAGGACCCGUUUGCUGGUGUGAGCGGUGGCUGCUUUCCCGGGAGACACUUACUUUCCC
Molecule: messenger RNA, 3556 nt
Organism: Panthera uncia (snow leopard)
Lineage: Eukaryota; Metazoa; Chordata; Mammalia; Carnivora; Felidae
Gene: FARP1
Product: FERM, ARH/RhoGEF and pleckstrin domain protein 1
Exons: 27
Coding region: 364-3495 (1043 amino acids)
Cellular component (GO): cytoskeleton
Molecular function (GO): guanyl-nucleotide exchange factor activity; cytoskeletal protein binding
Source: RefSeq, a predicted model, not a curated record